AUGGCGCCUCCAAUACGCGCGCGCUCGAUCAAAUCAGACGCCUUCCACGAACACUUUAGGAAACUCAAAACAUCAGUGUACCAAGACAGCCCUCGCCCCAACGCCGUAUCAUCCUCGCACUACAUCCGUUCGAUAUCCUGGAAUGCCUCUGGUACUUUCAUCGCGACAGGUGCCGCCGAUAGGACACUGCGCAUUUGGAACCCUGAAAAGACCAAUUCCAAGAACUCGACCGAGCUGCGCACGCCCAGUACAACCGCUUCACUAGAACGCGUUUCCUUCCACCCAAUCAACGAGAAUGAGCUUGCGAGCUCCACGUCAGAUGGCAUGGUCAGGUUCUGGGACAUACGGUCCAAAGCUAGUGUUGGUGAAGUCAAGGUUGGAGAGUGCCCGUUUACCCUGGCAUGGACACCAGAUGGCAAUGAAUUGGUCGCAGGAAGAAAGGAUAACCUCCUCGUCACUAUCGACCGAUCAACCCUCAGCAUUGUCUCCGAACAUCAACAAGUCCUUCAAACAAACCAAUGCGUCUUCGACUGGUCCGGCAACCAUCUCUACUCGACAGCCGGCGACGGCAGCGUCCGAAUGCUCCAAUAUCCGUCCUUUGAGAACGCGCUCACGCUCAACGCCCAUACCUCUGCAUGCUACGCCGUUUCUCUAUCACCUAGCGGCGAAUACCUGGCAGCCGGUGGCGGCGACGCGCUCAUCUCACUCUGGGACACGCAGGAAUGGAUAUGCACACGGACGUUGGAAUUGACGGGUGGUAUCAUCAAGUCUGUUGACUUCUCCUUUGACGGCAGCUACGUUACUGCUGGCUCCGAUGACAAGGAAGAGAAGAAGAUUCGUAUUGCACAUGUCCACACUGGAGAGAUUGUACACACUGUCGAUGUCCCGACACCAGCGUCACAUGUUGCCUGGCAUCCGUGCCGGUAUAUCCUGGCUUACUCCGCGGACAAUCUGGGGUUGAAGAUAAUUGGGGGUAUCAGCUAG
Messenger RNA from Alternaria atra, 984 nucleotides. RefSeq lists its product as uncharacterized. The transcript has 2 exons. The record is from RefSeq and is a predicted model, not a curated record. Gene Ontology annotation, cellular component: THO complex part of transcription export complex. Lineage: Eukaryota; Fungi; Ascomycota; Dothideomycetes; Pleosporales; Pleosporaceae. Gene Ontology annotation, molecular function: protein binding. Gene Ontology annotation, biological process: mRNA export from nucleus. The coding region runs from base 1 to 984 and encodes 327 amino acids.